ACCUGUUGCUCAGACGUGGCGCUUUGCGGUGUUCUCCACUGUCGCGCCUCCACCACUCUCACAGUCCCACCCCCUCACUCUCUCCCCUCACCCGUCGGUCAUUCUCCUCAUCUGAGAACGUUAGUCAGUGGUCGCCUGUGAAUAUGUCGCGGCGGCAGGUGUUGAGGCAAUACGUGAGGAGUCCUGAGAGGGAGGAUGCGCUGUGUUGUGGUGGUGGCCACGUGGGAGCUCACUCCUUGCCCCAGUCACCACCAGCCCACCACCACCACUAAAAGUCUUACUAGAUAAGGGUAGAAAGUACUGACACCCAUACCGAAACUACUGAAUUCUCAACCUGUUCAAAAAACAAAACACUAACAUACGAAGCCUUACUACUUUCUGAACCAAUUUGAGAAAUAGUACUAUCAAUCAUACAAUUUUCUGAACAUUUUCCGAUAGAAAAACAAACAAACAAACAAUACUAUCCAUACCAAGACUUCUUAGUCGGUAGAAACAAGUAAAAAAAAAUAUUGUGCCAAAAUUACGAUUCAAGCGAGCAGUAAUUUAGUGAGUGAGAGAAAAUAUUAACCUGACUGGUACCGUCAUCUCAGCCUCCUCCUGUAGACCACCGGGUGUAGCAGCUGGGGGAGAACCCAUCCGUGAUAUGGACCCGACACAGGCGAUGGUCAUGGUCACUCAGGAACCAGUAUUAUGGCCACGGACGCCCACUUCCACCUAAACACUUCCACCCCUCAUCAACAGGCAGGGGAUUACCUGACCCAGAGGUAAUCUUAAUGAAGGUCAGCAGGUAGAGGUGGAGAGCCUCUGUGUGGCUAUAUAAUGUGGAGGAUUCACGGUAUAAGACGUAGCAGUAAAUCUUGGGUUCAGUGUAGCGAUAAACGAGAGUAAUGGAAUAAUUCAGAAGCUCUUAUGAACUCGGUGCAUGAAAUUUAUACCUCGAUUCCUCUUUGUCUGUGAAGGCUUAUUCGGCUGAUAUAAGUCUAGAUGUGCAGUGUUAUCGAGAAUCCACUUUAGUUAAUUGAGAGGCCAGACAAUGAAAAUCUAAAAUAUUCUUAUAAUUUUUCAGCCAAAAACUUUAUUAAAACAAGAAAACAAAAACACACACACAAGACGAGUGUUUUAUGAUAAUUUCACAGUGCUGAAAAACAAUACAGAUUUAUAAACUAAAACUUAAUCAAUUUCAGAUGAAUCAGUGUAUACAUAAAUUAAGUGAAGACAGUUAUUAAAAAUUCUAAACAUUUCCACUGAGUACCAGAAAAAGGUUAGAUAAAGAAAAUGGGGUUCGGGGUGUCAAAGUGCAUGUGUGCGGACGUAGGGACAGAAAAGGAGGCGGAGGGCGGCGGCGACCACGAGAAGAGGAGCAAGUUCAGCUUCUCUCCCCACAAGAAACACUCUCCCUCCAUGAGCAAGGUCGAGAGAGCACUGAAAGCGGCGCUGCUGAUCCAGCGGUGGUACAGGCGAUACUGCGCCAGGCUGGAAAUCCGUCGACGGUACACGUGGACCAUCUUCCAGUCCAUCGAGUACGCCGGUGAACAGGACCAGAUGAAGCUCUACAAUUUCUUCAACGCUCUCCUCACUCACAUGGGCAACGGCGCCAUGACCGAGAUAAUUGAGGCCCUCUCCCCCCGCGCCUCCCCUACCACUGAUGAAGAGGACGACGAGGCGAGGAGUAAGAAGCUACUGGAGGAGGCGUGGAUGGAGGAGGUCGCAGUGGAGGGGAAUUACAAGGGUCCCCACCUGACCACGCCCCUCACCACCGACUCCAUUCACCAGCUGGUCGAGGCUUUCAAGAAGAAGAAGGCACUUCACGCCCGCUAUGUGUAUAUGGUGUUACGGGAGGGAGUGCGAGUAUUGCGGCAACGACCCACUAUCACCCACGCUUCCACUGCCAUCUCCGGCCAGAUCACCGUGGUGGGCGACCUGCACGGCAAGCUAGACGACCUCCUCACAGUCCUCUAUAAGAAUGGGCUGCCCUCAACGGACAACCCGUAUGUAUUCAACGGGGACUUCGUGGACCGCGGCCGCAAGUCCAUGGAGGUGAUGCUCCUGUUGCUGGCGCUGGUGAUAGUCUUCCCUGCCGAGGUCUACCUCAACCGCGGCAACCAUGAGGACCUGGUUAUGAACGCAAGGUACGGCUUCUGCAAGGAGGUCAGCCGCAAGUACAAGGCGCCCCAUGGACCGAGAAUCCUGCGGCUGCUGGAGGAGGUGUACCGGUGGCUGCCGCUGGUCACCGUCAUCGACCACAAGGUGAUGGUGGUGCACGGCGGCAUCUCCCUCGACACAGACCUUAAGUGGAUCGCCACCAUCGACAGGAGCAAGUACAUGAGCGUGUUAAGGACCCCGGCAGCCAACCUACUAGACGACACGUCGUCGACGGAGGACGGCGGGGACGACGAGCCUGACGCCUGCAAGGAGGUCCGUCUCCUCACCUCCACCUACGAGUGGAAGCAGGUGCUGGACCUUCUAUGGAGUGACCCCCAGACACACGCUGGCUGCCGACCUAACUCCUUCAGGGGUGGCGGCAGCUACUUCGGCCCGGACAUCACCUGCGACUUCCUUAGGAAACAUGGCCUCUCUCUCCUUAUCCGAUCCCAUGAGUGUAAAGUGGACGGCUACGAGUUUACCCACGACAAUACAUGCCUGACCAUCUUCUCGGCGUCCAACUACUACGAGUCGGGUAGUAACAGAGGCGCCUACGUCAAGCUACAAGGACCCAGCCUGGAGCCACACUUUAUCCAGUACACCGCUGAUAUGAAAUCACGAAAGCUGACCAUCCGUGAGCAUGUUGGGAGGAUGGAGGCUUCAGCCUUCAGAGAACUACGUGGCCAAAUCCUCGCCUCUAGGUCCAGACUCCUGGAGGCGUUCCAGCAGAAGGAUUCAAACGACACAGGCUACAUCAGCGUGGGGGACUGGGUGGAGGUGAUGGAGAAAGAGAGCCAUCUGAACCUGCCCUGGCGAGUACUGAGGGACAAACUGGUCUCUCAUCAUCCCACCACCGGCCAGGUCGACUACCACAGCUCCUUCAACGACGAGUUUGUCAAGAAGGACAUAGCUGUUAAGGGAGGACCAACUGUGGUGGAAGCGCUGUACCGCCACAAGAACAGUCUGGAGACCAUAUUCAGACUCAUCGACAAAGACAACUCUGGUUACAUCAGCAUGGAGGAGUUUAGUGAGACCUGCGAACUGUUGAGCCGUCACAUCGAUGUCCCCAUUCCUAAGAACGAUAUAAUCGACCUAGCUCGCUCCAUCGACAUCAACAAAGAUGGCUACAUCGACUUCAAUGAAUUUUUGGAGUGUUUCCGAAUUGUGGAAUCGACUCGCACAAAUGCCGACGACGACGACAAUGAUGAUGAUGAUGAUGAUGAUGAUGAUGACGAGGACGACGACGACAUCGAGGUUGAUAGGAACCAGAAUGGUGAUGCCAAGUUGCCCAUCAUGGCUGGCAACACGAUGCCCCACAUAGUCAACCACAAGGACCUAUAACACCUUAAAAGAGGAAUAUACAGUAUUAAUAAAAUCAAUAAACAAUGCCGACCACAGAGCUAAAAUUUUUCAGCACCGAACACUUCCAUCGCAGGUUAGAUGCGCAACACAAUUAAAUACUGUGUGAUCUCCCGGGAUCAUUAUAAAUAGUCGUGCAACUCCUGCUGUUCCAGGAAUUUAAGGGAGGGGUUCACGCUAAACAAGAUUUUCCUCCGUCAUAUUUGCCAACAUAUCAAUUGACUUAAUAUGUGACAGUAACAAUUAUUUAUUAUUUUCCAUUAUUCUUUGUUUAACUGUACAAUUUAUUGAUCAUGUUCUAUUUACCAACUGAGGGGACCAGUCCUCUCGUUCGCCUCAGCCUCGCCACUUUCAUCACCAACCCUAUGGAUCCUCAAAGGUACUCGUACAUUUUUCUUUGUCCUAAAUAACUGGAGGUGAGAGUACUGGUUUGUCGGAAACAGCAGCACAGAGCGAAUAAGCAGAAUUGUAUGGAAAAAAAAAAAAAAAAAAAAAACAACCAGGGGCUCUAUCUUCCCCCAGUUACCAUCAAAAGCAUCAAGUAUGAAUAUUAUGUGAGAAUUCGGACUCGAACUCGAAUCCUAACGUAUAUAAAUCAUGUCUAUAUGAAAGCUUUAAUAACGUAGGGAGAGACACGAAAUAAAAGUAACAAUUUUAUGUUAAAAGCCAAAAUUAACUAAGUACAAACAGUUUGCCGCACCUCGUGUCAGGCGGCCUUCGCAACGAUCACUGACCGAAGCCAUGUUCAUUCCGUAAGGUUGGUACUUCUGAUUGUGUGAUGCAUUGUGCAACCAAUACGAUGAAUGCUGUAUACCACGUAAAGUUAAUACAGAUAAUUAACAGAAAUCACCCUAGUGAAUGAGUGUUGUUCACAAUUCUUGGGCCGGAGUAUCAUAUUGUAUAACACCGUAAAGAUGCAGAUCUAUUUUAGUUGACUGUACGUUACUGAGCCAAUGAUAAGCCUUAGUUGUCAACAACACUGAACUGUUAUCCAAGUAUAGGCUAACCUGUAAAUGGUGAUGGUCCGCGCAGAUAUAUUCACUGUCAAGUUCUGUACUGUAUUUACUGUGACCCCCCCUACCCCUUCCCCUCCCCGAGCCCUGAUGUAGUGGCCGCACCUGUACUGGAACAACUAGUGCGAAAACUACAGGUUCUUGUAAGUACUCGUUUUCACAGUGACCCGAGUCUUUGCGCUAAAGUGUACACAAGUCAUGGAAGAAAUAAAUCGAACCUUAAAUGUACAAAUGAGUGUUCGUUCUCAUGAUGACCUGAGUGUAUACCUGUAAUGGAACAAGUACUGAGGAUACUACAGAUGGCAAAUAGAUGUCAGUCAUCGUCCUCAGUGUCCACAGUCCAAGUAUCCGACCAACACGUGUUGACAGGGUCGUGAGGUGUCAGUCUCUUGUUAAUUCAAUACCAAAGUUCUCGAGCAAUUUGUACAUAUAUAUACGAAUUCAUGUCUGUACUGUUAGGGUGUAUACUUGAGAUUUAGCGAAGAUAUCCUUAAACACAACACACACACAGAGACACACACACACACACACACACACACUCAAUAUUUAGUCAUAUCACGCUUAAAGUGGGUAACUGCCAAAGUGAUAUAAUUUCAUUACAUUCCUUUGCUUUCUUGAAAAUCACAGCCGGUCUACAUACAACAUACUUUGCUGGGACGUUCUUGGAGAUAAUCAUGUUCCAAACUAUAAAUGAAUAGAACCAUUACUAACCUAACUAACUUAAACUAACAUAGUUCCACUAAGUUAUAGCGACCAAACCAAACGUUUAUUCCUACUUGACAAAAGCACAAUUGCACUUAAGACUUAACGUGACGAUUAUCCUCAUUUCACGUGACAAAUACGUUUACGUUACCUGGAGUCUGUGUAACUAGAAGGUUCACUUAAUCAUAAAAUGUUCAGGAGUUUCUCGCAAUCGCUGCCACCGUCACCUGACCUAACCUAUUAGCUAACAGUCGCAGCGAUUACAACAAAUUUCUGUUCAUUUUAGGAAUUACGUGAAAUUCCCGAAAAUUUUAGGAAAUACGUGAAAUCUCUUAUAAUAUGUGCAGAUUCCUUGUAACAUAUAUAAUAAGACUCACAUACUCUUGAUUACAUGAUUUCAUUCAGGUAUAUAUUAGAGAAGUUUCUUACCUAACCAUUCAUUUAUUAUCUGUACUGAAAAAUUUUCACUUGUGUGUAUAUAACGGGAAACUGAGCUAGAAUAUAUAUUCAAAAACUUUGCAAGGCUAUGUACUUGACUAUGCGGAUAUGUGCAAACAGAAUAUGCACACAGGCAGUGUUUGUACCUAAAGUACAAGCAAAAUGUAUAUACUGGUAUAAUUACUAGCACUGUCGCUUGUUCUAUCAUGUGCAUGUGUCUUUUUUACUUAACUAUAAUUUGAGACACUGAAACCAUCUGUACAAUAAUCUUAACUCCUGAGCUUGGCCCCAAGUUGUGUGUGUGUCUCAUUACUUAUAUUUAUCGUCAUUUGGGUUCAUAUAUAGGCUGUAACUAUCAACCCGAGUCCGGCUGUCGUGUAGCUAGGGAGCCGGGUACGAGCAGGCCAGGUACGAAAUUUUAUGACAGCAAGAACGAAUCAAUUAAAGCUAAAUGAACCAAUGUAACAUAACCUAACCCACUCUCUACGUUCCCCGCUGUUAGGUUGCGUAUACUCGGCUCUCGAGAAAAAUUAAAACAGUCGGGCCAAAAUCGGCAGCUACUUCCUUACAGUAUAUACAUUAUAAUAGACAUUUUUGUUUAUAUUUAUAUGUGUAGUUAAUCUUUCAUAUCUAAUGUUUGUAUUCAUCCAGCAGUCAUUCUUCUGCUUUGUGCUGUUUUUAAUGACAUUGUAAUACUUGUGUAAAUAUGAAUUAUCUCAAUAAAACUUUUCAAAUUAA
This is a messenger RNA of Homarus americanus (American lobster), 6392 nucleotides long. RefSeq names its product serine/threonine-protein phosphatase with EF-hands pef-1-like. Gene Ontology annotation, biological process: detection of stimulus involved in sensory perception. Gene Ontology annotation, molecular function: calcium ion binding; manganese ion binding; protein serine/threonine phosphatase activity. Lineage: Eukaryota; Metazoa; Arthropoda; Malacostraca; Decapoda; Nephropidae. The record is from RefSeq and is a predicted model, not a curated record. The transcript is spliced from 16 exons. Gene Ontology annotation, cellular component: nucleus; cytosol. The coding region runs from base 1276 to 3483 and encodes 735 amino acids.